UCUCAGAUUCUCUGUUUGCUGGGAUCUUAGUUUCCUUUGCUGAAUAGUGGGGGUUCUCAAUUUUCAUGGCUCCACUCUUUUAGUCUUCCUCAGGUUUAUGGUGACUCCAUGUUUUUUUGUGAUUGAUAUUGUUGCCUAACAAAAAGGGUAAGAAGGAGAUACGUGGGGGACUAGCUUUUCUGGGAAAUGACUUUUAUCCUCUUUGCUUGGGAUUGGGAGCUGAGAAAAUGUUAAUGGAGACCAACUGAAAAACAAGUGGCAUUAUUUGGCAUCCGAGAAGUCUCUGGUAAAGAGAAGUCAAGUCAACUUUUAACUCUGCCGUAGUUGGAUUGAGUUCUUCAAAAUUCAUUAUUAGCAUAAGCAUUUUUCUGGUGUCAUUGAAUGUUGCAGAUUGGAUGGAGAGGAACUUAUUCAGGCAUUUGAAAUUGAAUUGAAAUGGGUAUGGAAGCAUUCCUUGAUCAGAAGGCUUAGGAAAUUUCUGCAACCCUUCUGCCAACAUCAGUUGGUGUUAUUGUUUCAUGUGAAGAAAAGGGGUCUUAUUUCCUUGCCUAAAUUGUAUUGUGAGAUGAUGGUUCUAGAUAUGUUCACUUCUGGUCCUACCACAGAAGCCAUUUCUCAAAUCAUAGAUAUAAUUUCUGAGUUCCUAUUUUAUGCUAGUGAUGUCCUUGUGAAGAAGGAUAGUUUUAAGGAUUUUGCAUCUUACAUGGAAAGAAUUAUGCCUAUCUUAAAAGAAUUGAAGAAAGAAAAAGUCAGUGAUUCUGAGACAUUCAACAGUGCCAUUGAGGUUAUGAAUCGUGAAGUUAAACAUGCAAAGCAACUGGCGCAAGAAUGCAGCAAGAGGAGCAAAGUUUAUCUCCUAAUGAACUGCAGGUCCAUUGUUAAGCGCUUAGAAAACCACACAAAGGAGAUAAGCAGGGCACUUAGUCUUCUUCCUUUAGCCACAUCAGGUCUUUCUUCAGGAAUAAUUGAAGAGAUUGAAAAGCUAUGUGACAAUAUGCAAAAAGCUGGGUUUGAGGCAGCUUUAGCAGAAGAAGAGAUUUUAGAGAAAAUUGAGUCAGGGAUAAGGGAAAACAAUGUUGAUAGCUCUUAUGCCAAUAAUUUGCUGAUUCUCAUUGCAGAAGCUGUUGGGAUUAGAAAUGAGAGAUCAAUAAUGAAGAAAGAACUUGAUGAGUUUAAGAAUGAAAUUGAAAAUGCCCGCGUUAGGAAGGACUUGGCUGAAGCUCUACAAAUGGAUCAGAUCAUUGCUUUGUUGGAAAGGGCUGAUGCAGCAUCAUCACCUAGGGAAAAGGAACUCAAAUACUUUGCCAAACGCCAGUCGUUGGGUACUCAAAUCCUGGAGCCUUUACAGUCAUUUUAUUGCCCCAUCACCCAAGAUGUUAUGGUGGACCCUGUAGAAACUUCAUCAGGGCAAACAUUUGAGAGAAGUGCAAUAGAGAAGUGGUUUGCAGAAGGAAACAAAUUGUGUCCCCUGACCUUGAUUCCUUUAGACACAUCAAUUUUGAGACCUAACAGAACUUUGAAACAAUCCAUAGAAGAAUGGAAGGAUAGAAAUACAAUGAUUACAAUUGCUACACUGAAAGAAAAGAUACAGUCUGGAGAUGAUAAUGAAGUGCUCCACAGUCUGGGAACUCUCCAGGAUUUGUGUGAACAAAAAGACCAACACAGGAAAUGGGUGAUACUGGAGAAUUACAUACCAGCUCUUAUCCAAAUUCUUGGUUCAAAAAACCGUGAUAUAAGGAAUUAUGCUCUUGUCAUCCUUUCCAUGCUGGCAAAGGAUAAUGAAGAAGCUAAGGAAAGAAUUGCAACCGUUGAUAAUGCAAUCGAAUCAAUUGUCCAUUCUCUUGGACGUCGUCAAGGGGAAAGGAAGUUUGCAGUGGCUUUACUGCUCGAAUUAUGCAAAUAUGAUUUGGCACGAGAAAACAUUGGAAAAGCUCAAGGUUGCAUACUGCUAUUGGUGACUAUGUCUAGUGGAGAUGACAAUCAAGCUGCCAGAGAUGCAACGGAGCUAUUGGAGAACCUUUCAUACUCAGAUCAUAAUGUUAUACAGAUGGCAAAGACAAAUUAUUUCAAGCAUUUAUUGCAGCGUCUCUCCACAGGACCAGAUGAUGUAAAGAUGGUUAUGGCCACAACUUUAGCAGAAAUGGAGUUAACUGACCACAAUAAGGAGUCCUUGUUUGAUGGUGGUGUGCUGCCUCCUCUUCUUUACUUGGUCUCACAUAAUGAUCUUCAGGUGAAAACAGAGGCCAUCAAAGCUCUUCGGAAUCUAUCCAGUUUAAAGAAAAAUGGACUGGAAAUGAUUGGUCGAGGGGCUGUGCGACCAUUACUUGACCUCCUUUUCCAUCGCAGCAUACAAACCUCAAGUUUGUGGAAAGACGUAGCUGCCAUAAUUAAGCUACUUGCUGAAUCAACUAUCUCUCAAGAAGAUGCUCAAACACCAGUUUUAUUACUAGAAGUUGAUGAUGAUGUUUUUAACCUCUUCUCUUUAAUUAGUGUCACACCGCCUGAUGUGCAACAAAACAUUAUCCAGACCUUUCAUGCCUUGUGUCAGUCACCCUCGGCUUCAUAUAUCAGGACCAAGCUAAAAGAGUGCUCAGCUGUUCCAGACUUGGUUCAAUUGUGUGAGAACGAAAACCAAAACCUGCGAGCAAGUGCUGUAAAGUUGUUUUCUUGCUUGGUAGAGAGUUGUGAUGAAGCCAUCAUACUGGAGAAUGUUGAUCAGAAAUGCAUCAAUACUUUACUCCGGAUCCUGAAAUCUUCAUCUGAUGAAGAGGAAAUACUUUCUGCUAUGGGAAUAAUAUGCCAUCUUCCAGAAAUUCACGAGAUAAGUCAAUGGCUUCUGGAUGCUGGUGCACUUCAAAUCAUUUAUAAUUGUGUCCGAGAUGGGAGAGACAGAGAUAUUCAAAAGAGUAAGUUAGUAGAGAAUGCCAUUGGUGCCUUGUGUCGUUUUACAGUUCCAACAAACUUGGAAUGGCAAAAGAGUGUAGCUGAAACUGGGAUUAUAACUGUGUUAGUGCAGUUGCUUGAAAGUGGAACCACAUUAACAAAACAACGUGUGUCACUGUGUCUUACUCAAUUUUCUAAGAGUUCACUUCAACUGAGCAGGCCAAUACUCAAGCGCAAAGGACUAUGUUGUUUCUCAGCUCCAGCUGAAAUUAGCUGCAUAGUUCAUGGAGGAAUAUGCAGUGUCAAAUCAUCAUUUUGCCUUUUGGAAGCUAAUGCAGUAACACCACUCACAAGGACUCUUGGGGAAUCUGACCCUGGAGUUUGUGAGGCUUCUUUGGAUGCUCUAUUAACAUUAAUUGAAGGUGAAAGACUACAGAGUGGUAGUAAAGUGCUUGCAGAAGCAAAUGCCAUACCACUAAUAAUAAAAUUUCUUGGUUCCCCCUCUACUGGAUUGCAGGAGAAGUCUCUGAAUGCUUUGGAAAGGAUUUUUCGGCUAGUGGAGUUCAAACAGAUGUAUGGAGCCUCAGCUCAAAUGCCUCUAGUUGACUUAACUCAACGGGGUAAUGGUAGUGUGAGAUCCAUUUCAGCUAGAAUAUUGGCACAUUUGAACGUGCUUCAUGAUCAAUCUUCAUAUUUCUAAAAAAAAAAUAUAAAAUGUUGGUUCAAUUCAUGUGCUGAGGAGCUAACCAUGUGGAAUAGCCUUCCCUUGAUGCUUUAACUGUUCAUGGCAUCAAUGAUUGCAAACUAAAUGCUUGGAUUUGUGCAACAGCAUGAUGUGGUUUCACCUGCCAGGAGAACCUGACAUUAUGUUCCUCAAUCUUGUAACUAUGUGACCAUAGAGUUUGCAACUUUGCAUUUGGCUAGUUCUCAUGGAGAACCACUUUAGCUCUUGUACCAUAUAGAUAUAGGUGACCUAUGUUCAGUUUGGUCUGUUGGUGUAUACAGGCAACAGCACCAUUGGACAUGCAGGGAUUUAUUUGAGGCCUAUAUUAAACGCCUCAUAUUAGCUUGUCCAUUUGAAGAUUGAUUGUAUUCUAUUCUUUGCUAUUUGAACUCAUUGUUAUUCUUCUUAUACAGUGAAAAAUGUAACCAGAUAUUUGAC
Molecule: messenger RNA, 4045 nt
Organism: Gastrolobium bilobum
Lineage: Eukaryota; Viridiplantae; Streptophyta; Magnoliopsida; Fabales; Fabaceae
Product: U-box domain-containing protein 43-like
Exons: 6
Coding region: 566-3583 (1005 amino acids)
Biological process (GO): cell surface receptor signaling pathway; protein ubiquitination
Molecular function (GO): protein binding; ubiquitin-protein transferase activity
Source: RefSeq, a predicted model, not a curated record